UAAUUUGUCUUGUGUCUGUUUCUGAGUGUUCUCCCUUGUUUUGUCACGGGUGUACAAUCAAACAAAGUUUUAUUCAAAAAGUGUAGUUCGGACGGUACCAUUGUUCUCAAUGACCAGGGGUGUAGAGCUUCGUUUUUCUUUUACUUUAUAUCUUUAAUUAAGUCGUUUCGCUUAUACGUUUCGAUAUAAAGACACUUUAAUAGUUUUUGUUCUGAUUUUUACAGGUUACGUUUUCAGCGCAACGAAGUAAAGAGCAGUACAUUUGUAAAGGCGUCAUUGGUAUUUUACUUCUUCACCAAUCGACGACAGAAAAGCCGAUCAGGCAGGACGCUCAAUCGCACGCUGCAUUUGAUCCGUGUGUGUUUGUCUUCGUAAUAUUUCGAUAAAUAUUAAUAAUAUUGUAAAUAAAAUGAGUUCCAGACGAGCUCUGCAUUUUGUUUUCAAAGUUGGCGACAGAAACAAAACAGCGCGCUUUUACAGAGACGUUCUGGGCAUGAAGAUUUUACGUCAUGAAGAGUUUGAAGAAGGCUGUAAAGCGACGUGUAACGGACCUUACGAUGGCAGGUGGAGUAAAACCAUGGUUGGAUUUGGAGCAGAAGAAGAUCAUUUUGUUGCUGAACUCACCUACAAUUAUGGAGUUGGAGAAUAUCAGCUCGGCAACGACUUUUUGGGCCUCACUCUGCAGUCCAGUGCAGCCGUCAGCAACGCUAAACGACUGGGAUGGCCGCUCACUGAAGUGGCAGAAGCUCUGUAUGUGACCAAAGCUCCAGGAGGUUACGACUUCUACCUCAUCGACAAAGAGCAGCCAACACACGACCCUGUGCAGAAGGUUUGUCUGGGAGUGUCAGAUCUUCAGAGGUCAACACGUUACUGGACAACACUUCUGGGAAUGAAGGUGAUGAAGAAGAACGAGGAGAAGAAAACGGUCCUCAUGGCUUUCACCGACACUCAAUGUAAACUGGAGCUUCAAGACAUCGGUGGAACAGUGGAUCAUGGAACAGCGUUUGGAAGAAUCGCAUUUUCAUGCCCACGAGAGCAACUGCCUGACAUCGAAGCCUUGAUGAAAAAAGAAAAUCAGAAAAUCCUCACUCCAUUAGUCAGCCUGGACACACCUGGAAAAGCCACUGUAGAGGUGGUUAUCUUAGCUGAUCCAGACGAUCAUGAGAUUUGUUUUGUGGGAGAUGAAGCGUUUGGACAGCUGUCUGUGGUGGACCCUAAAGGAAAUGACUUACUGGACAAGGCUAUGGCUGAAGAUAAAAGUGAUGAGUGGUUUGCCAAACACAACAGACAGAAAGCUGCUGCAUGAGAUGAUGAUGCUUCGUCACUUUCUCUCUCGUCUCGCUGGCUCAUAUUACGAUGAUGAUGAUGAUGAUGAUGAAGAUGAUGCUGCGUCACAAGGCUCUUCUGUUCAUGUCAUUGUCAGCUUCAGUGUCCUCAGACUCAAAGAGUGAGAUCCAUGAGAUUCUGUUGCAUUAACUGCAUUUUUCACUUUGGUAAAAUAAACAUUCCCUCAAUCAAAAAACAAUACAGUAUUUAACUGCUGUUGUUGCACUGACCAGGUAGUUCAGUUUGAAUGUGAUUUAAAAACAAUUCUUAACAAAAAUGCUCUAUUUAAACUAAUAUAAUAAAUGUCUUGACUGUAACAUUGAUACUAACUGUGUAUCUGUAGUGUUUAAGGGUCUAAGACUUUCAUGCAGCUGCAAUACUUCAGUCAUGUAAGUGAAAAACACUUGAAUGUCACUCCUCUGUUUGAAAUAAAACUGGAAUAUUUUCUCUGA
Messenger RNA from Solea solea (common sole), 1778 nucleotides. It is a transcript of the gene glod4, whose product is annotated as glyoxalase domain containing 4. The transcript has 9 exons. NCBI's taxonomy places the organism in Eukaryota, Metazoa, Chordata, Actinopteri, Pleuronectiformes, Soleidae. Bases 410 to 1306 code for a protein of 298 amino acids. The record is from RefSeq and is a predicted model, not a curated record.